Molecule: messenger RNA, 3321 nt
Organism: Ramularia collo-cygni
Lineage: Eukaryota; Fungi; Ascomycota; Dothideomycetes; Mycosphaerellales; Mycosphaerellaceae
Product: probable DNA polymerase delta catalytic subunit Cdc2
Exons: 2
Coding region: 1-3321 (1106 amino acids)
Biological process (GO): DNA-templated DNA replication; DNA replication proofreading; nucleotide-excision repair, DNA gap filling
Cellular component (GO): delta DNA polymerase complex
Molecular function (GO): nucleotide binding; DNA-directed DNA polymerase activity; DNA binding
Source: RefSeq, a predicted model, not a curated record
AUGCCUGGCGUAGUGACACAACCAUCUGUACAGGUGCCGAAUAAACGGCAUUUGCAGGAGACUGCCCUCUCGCGCCAAAAUCAGCAAGCCUCGCCGCAGAAGAAACGCAAGCUUGGAGACUCGAAGCCGGUAUUCAAGACUCCAGCAAGGAGAGGUCCAGAUGGCAAGCCUAUUGGGUCUAGUCAGCCCAAGAGCCAGUUUGAAGAGGAAGUUCUCGAGAAGCUCACACAAGACAUCGAUGCCUUGAAGCACAAGAAUGCGGAGAAGGACCAGCACUGGGCAAGACCAAGCUUGGAUGACUUCAACGACAAGACGGAUGUGGUGUCAUUCCAGGCGAUUGACGCUGAAGAGGGCACUCUGCAUGGCGGUAAGGCAACUGUCAAGCUGUUUGGUGUGUCUGAAGCCGGCCACUCCGUCCUACUGCACGUCACGGACUUUCUACACUACCUCUACGUCGCGGCACCAAUCGCCUUUACGAAGAAUGAUUGCGAGCCAUUCAAAAUAUAUCUUGAAGGAUGCCUGGCUCAGCAUCAGACCGCCAUACAAUCAGUCCAGAUGGUCAUGCGGGAGAACAUGUUUGGCUUCCAGGGAAACACAAAGAGCCCAUACCUCAAGUUGACCGUCACGGACCCCAAAUACAUCAAUCGGCUACGCACGACAAUCGAAGGGGGCAAUGCCAACUGGAAGGGGCUCUGGAAAGCGGCCGAGGGUGGCAUUCUGAYAUUUGACAGCAUUCAAUACGUCCUUCGCUUCAUGGUCGACACCAAGAUUUCUGGAAUGUCGUGGGUUUCCGUUAAUGCCGGAAAGUAUCAUGUCAUUCCAAUGCGAGACCGCCAAUCGAACUGCCAGAUCGAGGCUUAUUGCCACUUCCGAGACAUCAUUGCACAUCCCACUGAUGGAGAGUGGUCGAAAAUGGCACCCCUCCGAGUCUUGAGCUUUGACAUUGAAUGCGCUGGGCGGAAGGGUGUAUUUCCCGAAGCCAACAUCGACCCGGUGAUUCAGAUCGCCAAUGUUGUCACCCGGUAUGGUGAGGAGAAGCCGUUUGUGCGAAAUGUGUUCUGCAUGGACACGUGCAGUCUUAUUGUCAACACUCAGGUCUUCGAGUUUGAUAGCGAGGACAAGAUGCUCAUGGCGUGGCGAGACUUCCUCGAGGAGGUUGAUCCCGAUGUCAUUAUCGGCUACAACACAUCCAACUUCGACUUUCCAUAUCUCCUGGAUCGCGCGGCACAUUUGAAAGUGGCCAGAUUUCCGUAUUGGUCGCGGUUGAAGAACGUCAAGUCGGUAGCAAGGGACGCCAACUUCUCCAGCAAGCAAAUGGGGAACCGCGAUACCAAGGCCACAAACACAAACGGACGCUUGCAACUCGAUCUCCUUCAGCUCAUUCAGCGGGACUACCAGUUGAGAAGUUAUACGCUCAACUCCGUGUCUGCGCACUUUCUCAAGGAGCAAAAGGAGGAUGUGCACCACACUAUGAUCACCGAGCUGUACAACGGUACGCCGGAGUCAAGACGUCGUCUCGCCGUUUACUGCUUGAAAGACGCCUACCUUCCUCAACGUCUCAUGGACAAGCUCAUGUGUCUGGUAAACUAUACCGAAAUGGCAAGAGUCACUGGCGUGCCGUUCAACUUCCUCCUGUCGAAGGGGCAGCAGAUCAAAUUCRUCAGUCAACUGUUCCGAAAGGCUUUGGAGCAGCAACUGGUUGUCCCCAACCUCAAGUCAGAGGCCAGCGAUGAGCAAUACGAGGGUGCCACCGUCAUUGAGCCCACACGCGGGUACUACGAUGUCCCAGUCGCAACCCUCGAUUUCGCGUCCCUAUAUCCCAGCAUCAUGCAGGCCCACAAUCUUUGCUAUACCACCCUACUCAACAAGAAUGCAGUCGACAAGCUCAACCUGAAAAAGGACGAAGACUACAUUGUCACACCCAAUGGCGAUCUCUUCUGUACAGCAAAAGUCCGCAAAGGGUUGUUGUCGCAGAUUUUGGAGGAACUGCUAGGUGCUCGAAAGCGCGCGAAGAAAGAACUAGCAGUGGAGACUGAUCCGUUCAAGAAAGCUGUCCUGAACGGUCGACAGCUGGCAUUGAAGAUCAGUGCCAACUCUGUUUAUGGAUUGACGGGAGCCACGACGGGCAAGCUGCCGUGUUUGGCCAUUGCCAGCAGCACUACUUCAUACGGGCGUCAAAUGAUCGAACGGACCAAGGAAGAGGUGGAGAAGCGCUACACCAUUGCCAAUGGCUACAGCCACGAUGCGCAGGUCAUCUACGGCGACACAGAUUCCGUCAUGGUCAAAUUCGGCCCCAAUGACCUUGCAAAGGCCAUGGAGCUGGGCAACGAUGCUGCAGACUACGUCUCCAGCAAGUUUGUCAAGCCCAUUAAGCUCGAGUUCGAAAAGGUUUACUAUCCUUAUUUGCUCAUCAACAAGAAGCGUUAUGCYGGGCUAUACUGGACCAACACGGAAAAGUACGACAAGAUGGACACGAAGGGUAUCGAGACUGUGCGCAGAGACAACUGUCGGCUCGUGCAGAAUGUGAUCGAGACCAGUCUGAAGAUGUUGCUCAUCGACCAAGAUGUGCAGGGCGCCCAGGAUUAUGUCAAGGAGACUAUUUCAGAACUGCUCCAGAAUCGAGUGGACAUGUCCAACCUUGUCAUCACCAAAGCGCUGAGCAAGGUUGAUUACGCGUCCAAACAAGCUCACACCGAACUCGCAGAGCGUAUGCGCAAACGCGAUGCUGGAUCAGCACCGGCACUUGGCGAUCGUGUGGCGUACGUGAUGAUCAAGGGAGCUGCAGGAGCCAAGGGUUACGAGAAGUCCGAGGAUCCCAUGUUUGUUCUGGAACACAAUCUUCCCAUCGAUACGAAGUAUUAUCUCGACAACCAAUUGGCAAAGCCACUGGGCCGUAUUUUCGAGCCCAUUCUUGGAGAGAAGAAGGCGGGCUCUCUGUUAACUGGAGACCACACGCGCGCCAUCUCCGUCGCAGCACCCACCAUGGGUGGGUUGAUGAAGUUCACCAAAAAGACCGAAACCUGUUUGGGUUGCAAGAAGCCCUUGUCGUCGAAGGAGGAACAAGGCGGAGCGGUUGGAGCGGAGUGUCGCCCGCGUUUCGGCGAGCUGUACCAGCGAUCGCUGACCAAAGUGUCGGAGCUUGAGGUGCGUUUCGCGCGUCUCUGGACACAGUGCCAGCGCUGUCAAGGAAGUAUGCACAACGAGGUCAUUUGUUCGAGCAGAGAUUGCCCGAUCUUCUACAUGCGCAUGAAGGCCAAGAAGGAUGUGGAGGAUGCCGGAAAGGAGAUUGAGCGAUUCGAUCGCGACGGCGCGCUUUGGUAG